CUUUUUUUCUGGGAAAACAAUGAACCAUAUACCACCAACGGAACACGGGAACGGCGGAAGCAAACAACUAGAAAUUCCCCAGCCCGGUUCCUUUUCGUGCGGUUUGAUCUCGUCGGAGGCCCGGCCGCAGUUCCGCCAUCAGCCAUCGAAUUCGAUGGCGGCCAACUUCGGGAACAAGAUCCGCAACGCCAAGCUGGUUCUUCUUGGAGAUGUAGGCGCUGGCAAAUCUAGCUUGGUUCUUCGGUUUGUCAAGGGACAGUUUGUUGAAUUCCAGGAAUCAACAAUCGGAGCAGCUUUCUUUUCCCAGACCUUAGCGGUAAAUGAUGAGACUGUUAAGUUUGAAAUCUGGGAUACUGCUGGGCAGGAGAGGUAUCAUAGCUUGGCCCCCAUGUAUUAUAGGGGUGCAGCCGCCGCCAUUGUUGUCUAUGACAUCACAAAUCCGGCCUCCUUCACCCGUGCCAAGAAAUGGGUUCAAGAACUUCAAGCUCAAGGAAAUCCGAAUACAAUAGUGGCUCUUGCUGGUAACAAGGUUGAUAUGCUAGAUGCGAGGCACGUGGCAGUAGAGGAAGCAAAGACGUAUGCCCAGGAGAACGGUCUCUUCUUCAUGGAGACAUCUGCUAAAACUGCAAUCAAUGUGAAUGACAUAUUUUAUGAGAUUGCAAAGAGAUUGCUUCAAGGGCAAGAGGCUCCAAGUCCACAGGCUGGAAUUGUUCUGAAUCAGAGACCAGAUGAGAGGAUGGUCAGCACUUCCUCGUGCUGCUCAUGAAGCUGUGUUUCAACCUCAUACAUAGUUCCGUUAUGAAAUGUAUCAGAGGAGAUUAAGCAAAAUAUCCCAUGUGGUGUCGGUGUCGUCCAGGCUGAUGUUGUCCCCUUCUCCUGCUGCUCGUUUCUUUUCACAUGUUUGUGAUGUAAAUGCCCAUACUAGAAUGUCACCAAAGUGUUGAUUAUGCUCUUAUCAUUUGAUUACGCCCCUCUCAAAUUUGCGUAAAUACAAGGUGUAAUUUUUUAAGUCUUUAACUGGGUUACUCCUACUGACUUGGUAGAGCAUGGUAAAUUCAGCUACAGUAUCAUUGCUGCAGGAACCAAGAAAGGAAAGGUGCCCUGUUAAUAAUGUUUCCUUUCUAAAUGUCGCUUUGCCAGUUUCCAAAUUUCCUGACAUGGAACAGUAAUUGUAAUUUUGAGGAGUAU
This is a messenger RNA of Zea mays, 1188 nucleotides long. Its product is annotated as ras-related protein RHN1. Gene Ontology annotation, molecular function: GTP binding; GTPase activity. Bases 20 to 766 code for a protein of 248 amino acids. The transcript has 7 exons. The record is from RefSeq and is marked validated. NCBI's taxonomy places the organism in Eukaryota, Viridiplantae, Streptophyta, Magnoliopsida, Poales, Poaceae.